This is a messenger RNA of Durusdinium trenchii, 1710 nucleotides long. The record is from the annotation of a GenBank genome assembly. Lineage: Eukaryota; Dinophyceae; Suessiales; Symbiodiniaceae.
AUUGAAAGCAAGAAAAUUCACAGUUUUCAAAUGAUGAAAAACGGUAGGUUCACGUGUGCAAACGAUGUCCCUUGUAGGGCAACAUUUGCAUUGUUUUUUAGCAACAAAAUAGAUUGCGUGACUGCCCUUCACAACCAGUUUCAUAACACAUGUUUUUUUGCAAUGUUGUUUUCCAAUUCUGCUGCUUGUUGCCUCAAGUGUCCUUAGCUGGAAGCAUCCCAAAUCUGGGAUUCAAUCCAUGUAUGUCUUGCAUUGCUGGCGCAUUGUCCGCGAUUGACAGCUGGUCGCAUCAUCACAUUGUUUUCUUUCUGCAAUAUUUCGUUGUAGCUUUGGCACAAAGCUUGCCUCUCUCAGCAUUGGGUUUGAUUCUCCAGAUUGAUUUAGAUGGACGAGCUCAUCCAGAGGAGGUCAACACCUUCUAUGCGAAUGCGCUCUUAGUACCUGCGCUUUUCAAACCUAUGCCAGGCCUGCUGUCUGAUUCGCUUCGAUUGAGGGGCAUUGGCAGGCGGCCAGUUUUGGUAUUCAUCCAGAUCUUGUGGUGCGCGGCGCUUGUACAGGCUGCAAAUUCUAGGUCGCGUAGCAGUUAUUUUGUUUUUUACAGUGCCCUUGCAUUGUGUUGCGGCGCAGCAGAAGCCGUGCUUGACGGUGCUUCUGUUGAAUUGAUGCAAGAAUUGGAGCUCAGCGGAGCAGAGGUGCAGGCUACAUCCUUUGCCUUCAAGACAGCAGGCAGCUUGGUGGCCCGCAUGGCAAGCCCACUGACAUUGGCAGCAUUUAGUAGUCAUCAUACUGCUGCGAAAGUAUGUGUCGUGGCUCCACUUGCAGCAGUAGGAAUCUCUAUGUGUGCAUCUUUUCCGGCCAUCCGGCGGGCAGACCGGGGAGCAUCAUCAGGCGUUCCAUGGUGCUGGCAAUCAGGCGUUUUAGCAGGUGCAUUUUUCCUUUUUAUCCGAGGUGCAGUUCCAACUGAGGAGGACACCUUCGCAAGCUUUAUCUCUACGAAGGUGAGUGGAGUCUGGGUUGGAAUCAGAAAUGCCAGCGGCAGCCUUGGUGGCUUCGCAGCGCUAUGCUGCUUUCAGGCGUUGCCUGUGGAGAUCACAAAGAAUUUGCGGCUGACGAUCCUCAUCACAACAUGCCAAGCCGUGUUGGUUGGAGGAGGGCUACGCCUUUUCUUGUCAACAGUAGACCUCAGCAGUUUUCCAUGGCUGUAUGCACUCUGCACAGCCUUGGGAGGUGCAGCGGACAGCUUGGCAUUUUUGCCGAACCUUGCGAUUUGUGCCGACUGCGCACCGAAGGACUUUGGAGCACUGGGCUUUGCUGUGCUAAGUCUCUUUCUCGACCUUGGAGAUCAGGUUUCCUCUAGGCUUGCAGCUCUGCUGACGGAGGCGUACCACAUCGGCAAUGGCAAGGAUGGGGUUCUAAAACUGUCAAUCAAGCUUGUGAAAGGACCGCUCUUGGGCUCAUCUUGGCAGCUAUGUGGUGCUUUGUCGCCUUUUCAUGCUGCUCCCGCUAUGUCUUCUGCUUCUUCCAGGCUUUGGCCGCAAAGGCACCAGCUAUGCAACGGAUAAUAGCAGCCAGGUACCAAGCGGCAUUCAAGCUGCUGAGAAUACAGUUGGGGAGAGCCCCAGAAGCUUUGAUGCCCAACAUGGAGCCCUGCAGAGCUGAGAAGGAGAAGGCUUAGAGAUGCAGAGAACGAUUAUCGAAAAGGGCUUUCAA